AGGAAGAGGUGAUUGUGUGCGUAUGGCAGUGUUGAACGUGAUUUUUUUUUCGGAUGUGAUUUGCUCAUAAGAUGUUUUGAAAAUUUCCGUUUGAAAUUAGUAUAAUCAAUUUCAUUUUCUUUUUUGUAUUGUGAAGUUAUUUUAUGUUUCAUAUACUUUAGAAAUGAAUUCAAGCAGAGCUAAACGCGGCGGCGGGGGUUCCCGCUAUUUUAAGCAUCCUGCACCUGGGGGCUCUAGGACAAUGAACAGAAGCGAUAAACGAAAAUCCCCGUCAAAUGAUCAAUAUGAUUUAAGAUCAUUCAUUAAAUCUAAAGAAGGGCGAGAAUUUUUAGAAGAUAUUGAUGCUUCUGCUCCUGACACGUCCAAUCGAAAACUCAGCUGGGCUGAACAAAUUGAAGCUGCUGAGAAGGCCUAUGAGGAUACUUCUGUAGAUUCUCCAAUGAAAAGCCUGUCUGUGGUAAGUCCUGAAAAAAGAAAAAAUUAUUCUGCAUCCGCCACUCAGGACAGGUUUAAAGAAGUUGAAAUAAGUCCGCACUCAAAAUCUGGUAAAAAGCGACAAAGAAAUCGAGAACAAGUGUUAGAUCUAGUUCAGCUGAGCCCAAGUCUAGAUGGUGUUAAAAGGCGACUUGGUUGGAAUCGCAAAAAUUUUCCUGAUGAUGUCAGUACAACGUCUUCUAGUACCAUGUGCAGUUCUGAUAACGACAGUGAUCGAUCUAAUAAGCAAUAUGAAACCGAUCCUGUUGUUCUUGAACGACGUCAAAAGCAAAUAAACUAUGGGAAGAAUACCAAAGGUUAUAAACUGUAUUUAGAAGCAAUUCCCAAGCAUAAGCGCACUCCUGAUCAUAUAUUUACUCCAAAGAAACAUGUGAAAUACAGCCGGAGAUCUUGGGAUUGCCAAAUAAAAAUCUGGAGAAAAAGACUGCAUGAAUGGGAUCCAAAAUCUGAUAGUGAAGAGGAAGAAGAUGCAGAUGUCGACCUUUCAGAUAUGGUUGGAAUGAUUCAAGAGUGAUCGGUUGUAUGCUUGCAUAUUAUUAUUUAGAAUACCAAUAAACAAAACUUCCUUCAUUAUUUUUUAAAUGAUAGAGGUUAGUUUAGAAGAACUGUUUUAUAUUCUACAGAAUGUUUACAUUUUUUUAAAUGGAUGUCAAAAAUUAAUUUUAGCUCGAUAUUUAGUAAAAAAUGUAUUUAAAUAAAUUUUUAUUGACUAUUUUUGCUUUUGUUUAGUUUGAUUUUGUGAAAGAAUGUUUUUCUCAAUUUUGACUGCAUUACCUAAACUGGAAAGCUUUAAUAAGCUCUUGAGCAUAACUUAUCAAGUUAGAUUUAACAGACAAAAUUUCACUCAUGCUCUUCUAUUAUUUUCACCCACCUAUUGUAUUAUUGUAAAGAGAUUAUAUUGCUAAUAAUGUAUAUAAGAAACUUUAUAUUGCAGUAUAGUUUCAUAUAUCUUAACCAAUAUAUAAAUAUUGCUUAUAGCACUAUUCAUAAUUUUUGAAAGGUUUGCAAUUUUAUAAUUUAAUAGUUAUCCAUCUACUUACAAUUUUCAUGGAUGUUUGGUUAUAUUAAUUAAGAGUAAUAUGCAUUAAAGCAUGCUGAACAUUUUUAUUCAAAACAUAUUCAUUAAUAAAAAAUUACCUUAACUUGUUAUUUACUUAUACCAUGAUACAUUGUUAUAUAUAUAUUUUUUUUUGUUGAAGUUGGACACAUAAAUUUAAAGUAUUGAUAGGAGAAAAAUGUCUCUUUUUAUAUAUCCAUUACAAAAAUUUUAAAUUUCACUUGCAAAAAAAUUUAAAUAUUGAAAUAAGCCAUUCCUUAUGAUAUGCAUUCUAUAAUUGAUCAUUUUAAUUUUUACUGAAAACUUUUAAGAAUUUUUUUACAUGACUUGUGAAAAAUGCACUCUAAUUGCUUAUUGUAUCUUAUUAGUUUUUGCUGUUUUGUGAAACAAAAUUUAUCCCAUAAUUUAGUUAUUAUAUUAAAGGAAUUGACUUAUGGUCAUAAAUGCGGACUGCGUAAAGCAAUGCGGGCCUUUUAAAAAUAUCACUACCACUUUUUAAAGUGCUAAAAGAAUAUUUUAAAUUCUGUGUUAGUAAUUCUUAUUAUAUAAUUUUGUUAUAUCUGUCAUAUUUAAAAUAUUGGUAAGGUAUAUGUAUUAUAUAAUCAUUGUGUGUUUUUAUUGUUGAAGUGUACAUUUUUUAAAAUUCAAGACAAAUGGAGAUUUUGGCUUGACAAAAUUUGUUCACUGCUUGCUGUCUCCAAGCAUAAAAUAUUAGUCACAAUUUUUUUAUCAAAUAUGAUCAAUAUCAAAUAUAAGCAAUGGUAUCAGGAAGAUGUUUGAUGAACUUUUCAACAUUUAGUCUGAUUUUGGAGGCAGGCAAAAAUUUCUUGUGAAAACUAAUGUCUUGCCAAUUUUUCUAUUAAAAUGCUAUGUUUUUUUAUAUUACUCUUAAAUAAGAGGUUUAUUUAAAAUUAUUAAACUUUAUAAUUCAGUAAGUUGUAGAUUAUAAAUUCUAAAAUGCUGAAUUAUCCUGAUAAAUGUGUGUCCAUUUUAUUAUUUUUAUGUUGUAUGUUAUAUUCAAUGUAUAUUCUUGUAGAGCAUAAUAUGCAUUAAGAUUAUGAAAUUGUAAUCAAAACUCAACCUAGUGGUUUUAAGAUUUUGUAUUGAAAAAUGAGUAUCUAAAUAUUUUAAGAGGAAUGUUUUCAGCUCAUAUGGUUAUUUAUAAAUCAUCUAUUUGUAUAAUUUAUUACAUUGGUAAACCUAUGAAGUUAGAUAAACAUCUUAUAAUGUAUAUAAAAAGGGUUGAAGUUUACUUUAGGUACCUUCCCCCCCCCCCAAAAAAAAAACACGACUGUUUUUUACUUAUCUCUUCAAGACAAUGCCCAAAAGCAAAUAGUGCAAUGUGGCAAUCACCAAGUGGAGUGUUAUUGUUAGUGGAACUACUGUCUGUUUGUGUAGUCAUAUUAAUACCAAGGAUGAAUUGGAAUUGGGCAAUUUCAAUUCUUAAUGAUAAUUAUAUUAUGUAUUUUUUCCCUUAGUAACUUAUUUAAUAUCUUAUAUUAGAAAAUAUUUUAUGACAAGUACCAGUAAAAAGAAAGGGGGAAACAAUAGAAGAUUUUAUUAAAAAAAUUCAGAAGUAAAAUUUUGUAUUGUUACAUAUAAAGGAGAGUUAUAGUUUUUUAACGGAAAAAGGAAAAUGACAAUUGUAUUUACAUGUACAUAUUCCAUUCUUUAAU
Molecule: messenger RNA, 3228 nt
Organism: Argiope bruennichi
Lineage: Eukaryota; Metazoa; Arthropoda; Arachnida; Araneae; Araneidae
Gene: Slbp
Product: histone RNA hairpin-binding protein-like
Exons: 1
Coding region: 164-1009 (281 amino acids)
Biological process (GO): mRNA 3'-end processing by stem-loop binding and cleavage; mRNA transport
Cellular component (GO): cytoplasm; histone pre-mRNA 3'end processing complex
Molecular function (GO): mRNA binding; histone pre-mRNA stem-loop binding
Source: RefSeq, a predicted model, not a curated record